CACUAAAACACACACACAGUCUAUACAACAGUUAAUGUGUCAACAAUUGUAUCACUCAUUCCAUCAAUUGAUUGACUGAUUGUUUAUGUUUUUAAUCGAUGUGUCACUCAAUGAACAGAUAAUCAUGUGUUAUGUUGUGUCCAUCACUGGUCUAAUUGUCACUCAUAACAGUUCCACACAAUACUAAUGUGUUGGUUAAAAACAAUAACAACAUUACCAUCAAUGGCCACAUCAUCGGUGACCACAUAUCGUAAUUGUUGUCGUCGUCAUCAUCGGUAUAAAUCAAUUGAUAUGUGGACUCAAUUAGUGAUAAUUGUAUGUCUGUAUCAACUGAUGACUUGUAUUACACAUGAGGAGCGAAUACAGCUCAGAGAUGAGUCCCGCGAGAUGUUCUUUCACGCGUACGACUCAUAUAUACGGUACGCGUUUCCCGCCGAUGAACUGAUGCCACUCUCCUGUAGGGGUCGGUAUCGGGACUCACACGGUGUGGCCAAUAGGGGUGACGUCGACGACGCUUUGGGUAACUUUUCGCUCACUUUAGUCGACACAUUGGACUCACUUGUGAUAUUUGGAAAUUAUAGCGAAUUUGAGGUUUCGGUCAAACGGGUCGUCCGGGACGUGCACUUUGACACCGAUGUUGUGGUGUCUGUGUUCGAGACCAACAUCCGAAUGGUCGGCGGUCUCAUCAGUGCUCAUAUUUUAGCCGAAUUGUUGAACCAAAAGUAUCAGCUGAUGGCCUGGUAUUCGGGACAACUGCUCGAAUUGGCCAAAGAUCUCGGCUAUCGGUUGUUACCCGCGUUUAAUACAACAACAGGAAUACCUCAUCCAAGAAUUAAUCUCAAAUAUGGCCUCAAAUCUGAUAACUUGGGCUUUGCGCGUGAGACGUGUACGUCAUGCGCUGGGACUAUGAUCCUAGAGUUUGCCGCAUUAAGUCGUCUCACAGGAGAUCCAGUUUUUGAAUUAAAGGCACGCAAAGCGAUGGAUUAUUUAUGGCGACAACGACACCGACAAUCAGAUUUGGUGGGAAACGUCAUCAACAUUCAUACGGGUGAUUGGAUUCGACGCGAGUCGGGUGUCGGCGCCGGUAUUGACUCGUAUUACGAGUACUGUCUAAAGGCUUAUAUACUGUUGGGUGACGAAAGCUAUUUGGAGCGAUUCAACCGACACUAUGCCGGUGUUAUGAAGUACGUGAGUCAGGGCCCGCUUCUGGUUGAUGUAAUGAUGCAUCGACCGCACAGUCAGGCUAAGAACUUCAUGGACUCGUUGCUAGCUUUUUGGCCGGGACUACAAGUGCUUAAAGGCGAUCUCAAGCCAGCCAUAGAAACUCAUGAGAUGCUCUAUCAGGUUAUGAAAAAACAUCGUUUCCUACCAGAAGCCUUUACCACCGAUUUUACAGUGCAUUGGGCUCAUCAUCCACUGAGGCCAGAGUUUCUGGAGAGCACUUAUUUUCUAUUUAAAGCAACCGGUGAUCCGCACUAUCUGGAAGUUGGCAAACAAGUGCUCCGAACUUUGCAAGAGUACGCACGCGUUGAGUGCGGUUUUGCGUCCGUAAAAGAUGUGCGCACCGGUGGUCACGAAGACCGUAUGGAUUCAUUUGUUUUGGCCGAAACAUUAAAGUAUUUAUAUCUACUGUUUGCAUACAAAGAGGACAUUGAAUUAGAUUUGGAUGAGUUUGUGUUUACCACUGAAGCACACCUUUUGCCACUGUCUUUAGCCAACAUUAACAUAACUGGAAGUAAAACGUCUCAAUCGAUUAAAAUGCAGACAUUUUUGUCUUAUAGUGACGAUCGAUAUGGUCGUGAAUGUCCUAAUACUCGACUACUUCUGGGAAAACAUUACGGACUAAACUAUGGCAAUAAUAUUCGCACUAAUAUGAAGAACUUUGUCGACAAUAGCAGCAAAUCGCCUAACAUUAAGCAACCGAUCGCUCGAUCAAAGAAUUUACGAUAUCCUAAGCUAAAGGCUUCAGAAUUUUCAGCGACUAAUUCGGAACACUUGGAUAUUGUAAGACAAAUGGGAAUAACUGUUGUAGUAUUGGCUGAUGGAAGGGUCCAAUUGGUUCAUAACAGUGCUGCCGCUGCCAGUGUUGAGGACGCUGAAGAUGGCACACAAUUUAUGCAAGAGAUGAUCGCCUUAUCUAAACAACAACUGCUUCAAAAUGAACAGAAACUGAGAUCCAUAUCGUUUACAUUACCGAAAAGCAGUUCCAGUGAUUUGAUGAUCAAAAUGGUGUUAAGUGCCGGUCCCGCACAGUUUGGUCUUGAUUUGGGUAAUAUCGAUGAUUCAAUCGAUGGAAAUAUUGUUCUUAUGGAUCCGUUGAAUGCGUGCAAAUGGCCGCUGAAGAAUGGCUUACAAGUUAAUGGUAAGAUAGCAGUUGUCGAGCGCGGAGACUGUAUGUUUGUGGACAAAGCACGUAACGUCCAAAAGGCAGGCGGUAUUGCCGUCAUUGUCAUCGAUAAUGUAGUCAACUCGAGCUCGAAGACGUCGCCAAUGUUUGCCAUGUCUGGCGAUGGACACGACGACGUGGACAUUGCCGUACUGUUUGUCUACUGGGAAGACGGACAGAUACUUCGGGCGGCCAUUGAACAGCAUCCGCACCUCAUUGUGUCGCUUAGUGUUCAAAGUGGUAACACUAGUGAAACGCAACGUUUUGUUGGCGUUGACGACGAAAGUGAUACAGACAUUGAACUUAUUAAUAGUGAUUCCAGUGGUGAUAACAGUGGCACAAAUGCCAUCAAAGGUGUGGCACAUGUGCGCGACAUUACCGACGAUGUGCUGUCUGUUAGCUCAUCGCCCGAAGCCAUUGAUAUCGACAAACUGCUGAAUGUGUUAAAUGUCGACAUAUCUAACAAAUACGCUGAUUAUGUGAACAAUAAAUUUAAAACGUUAGACAAUAAGAUCGUAGAAGAUAUUUGGGAUUCUGUGUUCAAAUCGACGGUUAAGACAAUGCAAGACGUGAUGACAAAACAUCAAUACAAGAACGUCGAUCCAAUCGUACGUCAAGUGUUUCGCGCGUCGCAGACACUGUCAGACGUGAAGAAGACAAUCAAUCAUUUGAUUGAGUUUCUCAACGACGACAAACUCAACUCCAGAUUCGGUGUCUGUAGUAAUCCAUUAGUGAAUGUCAUGGCAUUCAAGAAGUGGCUAAUCGACGCUCAUAUAAGUCCUUCAAUGAGUUUAUUAUGAGUGGUAUUUGUUUUUGUUUUUUCUUUGGAUCAAUUGUUUAGAUAAUAACCCAUUGAUUGGUGACACACUUGUAUUUUUGUUAUAAAUAUAGUUUUAUUUUAUUUUUUAAAAAUAAUAAUUUAUUAUGAUUUAUAUA
This is a messenger RNA of Oppia nitens, 3322 nucleotides long. It is a transcript of the gene Edem2, whose product is annotated as ER degradation-enhancing alpha-mannosidase-like protein 3. Gene Ontology annotation, cellular component: endoplasmic reticulum; membrane. The record is from RefSeq and is a predicted model, not a curated record. Gene Ontology annotation, molecular function: calcium ion binding; mannosyl-oligosaccharide 1,2-alpha-mannosidase activity. NCBI's taxonomy places the organism in Eukaryota, Metazoa, Arthropoda, Arachnida, Sarcoptiformes, Oppiidae. Bases 187 to 3186 code for a protein of 999 amino acids. Gene Ontology annotation, biological process: endoplasmic reticulum mannose trimming; mannose trimming involved in glycoprotein ERAD pathway; carbohydrate metabolic process. The transcript is spliced from 5 exons.